AUGGUGUCUACAAGAAGCGUGCGAUAUAAGUUCAGUGAGGGUGAGCGGGUAUUGUGUUAUGAACCUGAUCCAACUAAAGCAAAAGUGUUGUAUGAUUCCAAGGUUUUAGAAGUAAUAGAAAAUAAAGAUAAACGUGGGAAAAGAAAUGUGGAAUAUUUAAUCCACUUUCAAGGAUGGAAUUCAUCCUGGGAUAGAUGUGUGAGUGAAGACUUUGUCCUUAAAGAUACAGAAGAGAAUAGGCAAUUGCAAAGGGAUCUUGCCGAGAAAUCACAGUUACAAUUGGGAGCAUAUUUAUAUAGAAGAGAACGUAAAAAAGGUAGCACCUCAUCAGCUGGUACUGGGACAGCUAAAAGAGUUCGCCAUGGAUUUAGUGAUGAUGGUUCCUCAAGUAGUACUCAACCUGAUGAUGGUGAAACAGCCGCAGACACUGACACAUCAUCGGGUUCAGGUUCAAGUGCUCAGCAACAGCCUUCUUCAACAAAUCAGUCAGUGUCCAGAGCACAAAUUGCAAUACCACCUACACUCAGAGAUCGCCUCACACUGGACUACCACUUGGUGGUAAAACGUGGUAAGGUGGCACGUUUACCGGCUUCUCCAAGUGCUGCUGAAAUACUGGAGUCAGUAGUAAAAUGGUUCGGCAGAGCCGGUGCCUGGAACCCGCCUAGGGGCAAGCAUGAACCACUGCAGAAGCCGGAUAUUUUGGAAGUUUCAGCCAGAUUGAAUCUAGUUCGAGAAGUGGCGGACGGUUUGCGUGUAUAUUUUGACUUUAUAUUCCGAGGUCACAUGCUCUACAAACAAGAAUAUCCACAGUAUCAGGAAAUGUGUGGACAGUAUAAUAAUUUUCCAACAAGCGUAAACACAGAAGAAGACCAGGAAAACCAAUCACCUGAUGAAGAAGAGAAAGAUAUGAAGAGUCCUCUUCAAGAAUACGCCCAUCUACCACCGGACCCUGAAGACGAUGAACCAUUAGUAAAAAGAGAAAGACCCGAAAAAAGAAUAAUAAAAACAGAGAUAAAAGUAGAACAGAUAGAAGAUAACGAAAUAGAGGCGGGACCUUCGCAAAUUAAUGAGAGAGUUAAAAUAGAAAGGACGGAAGAAAUUAAUGAGAAAAUAGAAGUUAAAUCUCACAUUGAAACGUAUAAAUGCGAUAAAGUAGAUAAAAUUGAGAAAGAGAAGAAUGGUGAUUCCAAGCCGUUGGCUGUUGCUCGAAGACUGCGUUCACAUAAGUCAGCUGUGUCGCAAUCGGAAAGUGAAGAUACGAAUGUUGUGCCUACUGCCACUGAACCAAAGGUCUUUGAAACGCACUCUUCAAGUGUGGGCAGUAGCGGGUCAUCGACUAGCGAGUACCGGGAAGAAGCCGAUCGCGUGAACUCGUAUCGACCGUACACGAGGACCCCGCUAUCCACUCUCAUGGAUAAGGUAGCAAAAUUCGAAUUAAUACCACGAGAAGGCACGGAACAUUUGCCAUGUAGAAUAUAUGGAGCUAUACAUUUGGCAAGGCUAUUUGUAAUAUUACCAAUUUAUCUAAAUGCCACCCAGAUGCCAGAUAUGAAGCUGAAAUUAAUUUUGAAAUACGUCGAUAUAUUUGUACAAUACCUGGAUGAUCACAGCGAAUGGUUUGGAGAGAACUUUUAUGUUCCUAACGAUUUUAAUACUAGUUAA
Molecule: messenger RNA, 1662 nt
Organism: Pieris macdunnoughi
Lineage: Eukaryota; Metazoa; Arthropoda; Insecta; Lepidoptera; Pieridae
Source: the annotation of a GenBank genome assembly